AUGUUAACCCAUUUACUUUAUAAACGCUAUCUAGUAUCUUCCUUGCGAUAUAAUGGGUUUCCACAGCUUCCUAAGAUAGGAUAUCCUAAACCAAGGAUGUCACGUGGAUUAUAUCAUGCUCAAUUCACCCUUCAAAGAAGAUGGAAGAGCUCUACUCCUAUAUCAAAGGUGUCCCAGGCAGCUAAUAUUAGUCCUAAGUCGGAGUUAAAACUCUCGCCUUCCGAAUCUACAGCUUCUAGUAUGGAUGAUAUUAAGCGGUUGUUAGAGUUGGCUAGGCCGGAAAGUAAAUCGUUGAUAUAUGCAUUGAUACUGAUUAUAAUAUCAGGUGCUGUUAGUAUGACGAUACCCAGCGUUGUCGGUAAGCUACUGGAUAAUGCUAAAAAGGAUGAGGAUGAUCCGGAAAAAGACGGUCUGAUUUUUGGUUUAACCGAAAACCAAUUCUAUGGUGCUCUUGGCGGAGUGUUCGUUAUUGGAGCAGUGGCUAAUAUGGGUCGUAUUAUCAUUUUAAAGGUUGUUGGGGAACAAAUGGUUGCAAGAUUACGGACCAGAACUAUGAAGGCAGCACUGCAACAGGAUGCUUCUUUUCUUGACGUCAAUCGUGUUGGGGAUCUGAUUUCCCGGUUGUCUACGGACGCCAAUAUUGUUUCAAAAGCUAUCACACACAAUACAUCGGAUGGAGCACGGGCGAUAAUCCAAGGUCUUGUUGGAUUCGGUAUGAUGAGCUAUAUAUCAUGGCAGUUGACAGCUGUGAUGGCGCUACUUGGGCCUCCACUAGUGAUCAUGGCUAUGAUAUAUGGUAGGAAGAUUCGAACAUUAUCGCGUGAGCUACAAACAAGAGUAGGUGGGUUGACAAAAGUGGCUGAGGAGCAGUUAAGUGCCAUGAAAACAAUCCAGGCUUAUGGCGGUGAACGUAAGGAGAUUAAUCGUUAUGCGAACGAAGUCAGAAGUGUUUUUAGAGUUGGUUUCAGAGAAGCUACCACAUCUGGAGUCUUUUUUGGUACUACUAUGUUUGUUGGAAACACUGCACUUCUUUCCUUGCUUUUCGUUGGUUCAUCGAUGAUAAAGUCUGGCUUCCUUACAGUUGGAGAACUGUCAAGCUUUAUGAUGUAUGCCGCAUAUACAGGAAAUUCUCUGUUCGGCCUCUCCACUUUCUAUUCUGAGCUAAUGAAAGGUGCUGGAGCCGCUGCUAGAGUUUUCGAAUUAAAUGAUAGAGUUCCCUUAAUACAUCCAACAAGAGGCAAGGGCCCAGAUUCCCUAGAAAAUAAGGUCAUAAGCUUUAAAAAUGUCGAUUUUUCGUAUCCAACCAGAUCCACUCACAAUGUUUUCAAGAACUUAAACCUAACAAUAAACCCUGGUGAGCACGUCUGUAUUGUGGGGCCUUCUGGCGGAGGUAAAUCUACAGUAGCAACGCUACUCAUGAGAUACUAUGAUGUUGAUACUGGUUCCAUUACAAUCGGUGGCGAGGACAUCAGGAAAUUUAACCUGCGUAAAUACCGUAGAAAACUUGGAAUUGUUCAACAAGAGCCUAUGCUUUUCAAUGGCAGUAUUCUAGAUAAUAUCACUUAUACCCUGCCCAAAGAGAUUGCCUCAGAUCAGCAACGACUUGCCAAGGCAAUGGCAGAUGCCAACUGCAGCAAGUUUAUUGUGCAGUUUCCAGAUGGCCUAAACACAAUGGUUGGACCAAGAGGUGCCCAGCUAUCCGGUGGCCAGAAACAGCGUGUUGCACUUGCCCGUGCUUUCCUUCUAGAUCCAUCAGUUUUGAUUCUUGAUGAAGCUACAAGUGCACUAGAUUCACAAAGUGAACAAGUCGUGGCACAAACAUUAACUGCAAGAGCACAGCGAAAUCAAAUAACCAUUUCUAUUGCGCAUAGGGUUAGUACAAUCCAGUAUAGUUCAAGAGUCAUUGUAUUAAGCAAGCAUGGGCAUGUUGCAGAAACUGGUACCUACGCUAGUCUGGUUAAAGAUCCAAACUCUGAAUUGAAUAAAUUACUUUCCCAACAAGAUGGGCUAGUUGAAGAAGAACAAACUACCAGUGAACAAGAGCAUACAAAGGACAUGAUUGCUAGCUCGUAA
This is a messenger RNA of Eremothecium sinecaudum, 2073 nucleotides long. It is a transcript of the gene MDL1, whose product is annotated as ATP-binding cassette permease MDL1. Lineage: Eukaryota; Fungi; Ascomycota; Saccharomycetes; Saccharomycetales; Saccharomycetaceae. Gene Ontology annotation, cellular component: membrane. The transcript has a single exon. The record is from RefSeq and is a predicted model, not a curated record. Gene Ontology annotation, biological process: transmembrane transport. Gene Ontology annotation, molecular function: ATP binding; ATP hydrolysis activity; ABC-type oligopeptide transporter activity. The coding region runs from base 1 to 2073 and encodes 690 amino acids.